Messenger RNA from Mytilus trossulus (common blue mussel), 2541 nucleotides. RefSeq names its product probable UDP-sugar transporter protein SLC35A4. The record is from RefSeq and is a predicted model, not a curated record. The transcript is spliced from 11 exons. Gene Ontology annotation, biological process: pyrimidine nucleotide-sugar transmembrane transport. NCBI's taxonomy places the organism in Eukaryota, Metazoa, Mollusca, Bivalvia, Mytilida, Mytilidae. The coding region runs from base 101 to 1090 and encodes 329 amino acids. Gene Ontology annotation, molecular function: pyrimidine nucleotide-sugar transmembrane transporter activity. Gene Ontology annotation, cellular component: Golgi membrane.
GGAUCAUUUUCCGGUUAUGUUUGCCAAAGAUGUCCCAGCACAAAAUUAUGUGAGUCUUAAUAAAAAAAGACAGUGACAAACAGAAUCUGUGGACCUAAACAUGAAAUUGUACUACAAGAAUGAUGAAGUACUACCAUUACAGAAUACAAAACCAAAAUCUGCAUUCCUUGGUUUGGUGCAGUGGACUUGUAUGCUGAUUGCUGGCACAUUAGCAUAUGGAAGUUACACAAUUUUUGUCCAUCUAUGCGAGGUAGAUGGUAGAAUUCCCUUCAGUUCUGCAUCAUCGACUCUCAUGAUAGAAACAUCAAAGCUUGUGACUUCAUUGGUGCUUUACUUACAACAGACAUCAUGUAAACCAAUCAGCAUUCCUAAAUUUACAUUAUGGCUUCCAUUCUCAAUACCAGCAAUAUUAUAUGCUAUAAAUAAUAACAUGGCAAUACACAUGCAGUUACACAUGGACCCUACGUCUUAUCAGGUUCUCAGCAAUAUGAAAAUAGGUGUUACAGCAGUAUUAUAUAGAAUCAUUAUAGGCAGACGUUUGUCUAAGAUACAAUGGUUUGCAUUAGGAAUUUUAACAAUAGCAGGGCUUUUUGAUAGCUAUGGAGGGUAUUCUAGUCAAUCACGGUCUGUAACAGAAAUCCAUAUAACCCUGACUGGGUUAAUUAUGAUGAUCUCAUAUUGUUCUAUCUCAGGGUUCGCUGGGGUCUACUCUGAGUAUAUUCUCAAAAGACAUAUCAAAAUGUCCCUUCACUUACAGAAUAUGUUGUUAUAUAUAUUUGGUGUGUGUGUCAAUGGUAUAAUUUGGUUUAUACAUGAACUAAGUAAUCCAGAAAUAGAGGAUAGAUUCUCAUUGUUUAGAGGAUAUACUGGUUUAACAGUUGUUAUCAUUUUAUCACAGGCUUUAAAUGGUUUGAUCAUGUCUUCCAUAAUGAAGUAUGCUAGUAACAUUACACGACUAUUUAUUAUAUCCUGUUCAACAUUGAUCACAGCUGUUCUGUCUGUACUAGUGUUUGGUACAACGUUAAAUAUGUAUUUUGUUAUGUCUGCUGUUUUAGUGUGUGUUGCUAUUUAUAUUUUUUAUAUGAAAUAGACAAACAAAUGUUUUUUAAUUAUUUAUUUAUUUAUUAGGUAAAAAUCAGUUAAGUUUGUAUGUUGUUUUUGUUUAGAUUGACAUGUUCACUAUUUCAAAUUGACUCAUAAUGUUAAGAAAUGCACAGGGCCAAGAAAUAUAAAUGAAAAACAUUAAGAGUUUUAUCUGAUGACGUCACAAUUACGUCAUUAUAUGUACUGUUUUCACGAAACGAUGAAAAAUACAGAAUUUAUGCAGUUUUCUAUCUCUAUUUCCGUUGUGGAAACAUCUUGGGCAGCCAAGAAACAAAAAAAUAAUUUAACAGAAGCUUUAUUAUAACUAUUGAUAUAAUUUCACCAAAUAUAAAGUUGUUUCUUGGAUGUGCACAUACUUUUUCAAUCUAAAAUAUACUUUCAAUUUGAUGAAAACAAAGAAAAUCACAAAAUUUGGGAAAAUAUGCAAAUUAAAGCUUUAUUUGUUGCCAUGGUAACUUUUUCAAUGACAAAUUUGUUUUGUUUUUCUUAAUACCUUGUAUCUAAGUCAAGUUUGCAGUAGUUUAAAAAUAUGUAUGAUAACUUAAAAAUUUGCAGUAAUUUUGGGCCAAAUAAGGGCCUUAUUGCCCCUACUCCUUUGCAUAUCUGUUAAAUCAUUUGCAAUUUAGGAGAACACCAAAAAUUAAUUAUUUAAUACUAAAUUAGGGUUGAGAUAAUGUUGCCACUAUUGUAAGAUUAAAGUACUUUGUUCAUCUUUUAAAAAUGGAAAAUUUUACAGACCAUUAUAGCUCAUGAUAGUUCACUGUAUUAUACAUGUCUUCCUUUUACAAUUGCUCAAUAUAUUUUUUUAUAUCAAAAAAGAAAACCAUUGAAUAUAGGGUGUAAAAUUAUCUGCAAUAGGUAUCUAGACAUUACUGAAUUUUAAUACAAAAUAAGUAAUAUAUGAAAACACUUCUUAUUAUUUACGCAGUUGAUGUCCUAAAGCAAUAUGGAUUGCUUGAGAUCAAUGUUUAUGAAAGUGGGUCACAGCUGUUUAAUUUAUAUUUGUUGUAUAAUUGUGUGGGGAUGUUGUUGUAGUUAUUGCUGUCUAUUAUAAUAUGUCCUAUAGAAAAACUUUAUGGGUUACAUAUAUUUAUAUCUAUAUUUUGAAUAAGAAAUCCAAAGAGUUUUGUUAGAUAUAAGCAUUAUACCUUUACUACUGUUAUUUCAGAAAUUAAUGUGAGCAUUUAUUAUUGCACAUUAGCCAACAAUGGGAAGUCUAAUUAAUGUGAUUGCAAAAAGUUAUAAAAUUACUUCUGAAAUUAUGAAUGCAAGUAUGAAUAAGAAUAAAGAAUAAAAUUGUUUAUUAUAGUGUCACAUAUUGAUUGAAACAAGGCAUUCACACAAUAUUCAUAUACAUACAAACAACAAUCAUUAUCCAGCCAAAAAAACGACUUAUAAGACACUGAUCCUAUUAAUAUUAUAGGGUUAGUGCAUGAA